Lodderomyces pseudojiufengensis is the source of this 1641-nucleotide messenger RNA. It is a transcript of the gene SWC4, whose product is annotated as Swc4p. Gene Ontology annotation, cellular component: NuA4 histone acetyltransferase complex; Swr1 complex. Gene Ontology annotation, molecular function: transcription corepressor activity. The record is from RefSeq and is a predicted model, not a curated record. Gene Ontology annotation, biological process: DNA repair; chromatin remodeling; negative regulation of transcription by RNA polymerase II. The transcript has a single exon. Lineage: Eukaryota; Fungi; Ascomycota; Pichiomycetes; Serinales; Debaryomycetaceae. The coding region runs from base 1 to 1641 and encodes 546 amino acids.
AUGUCUGCAGACGAUGUUUUGGAUGUGCUCAAUAUUCAAAGAGAUGAUUUGCAACCUGCAAAGAAGAAGAUAAAGGUUGCACCCGCGUCUGAUGCAAAACCUUUAACUGGAAUGGCUAGAGAAUUAUAUAAUUUAGUAGGUCCAAACACUCCCCCAGUUCAGUUAACUACAUCAACUACAAGCAGAGAGAAAAAAGCAUUUAAACCAAGUCCAUGGUCUCAUAUUACAUUCAAACCCUCUAAAAAUGGACUUGAAUUAAGACAUUGGGUUAAAGGAUCAGAAAGUUUACUAAAUACUGAAGAAGAAUUACUGAAACCUUAUUUCUUUGAUAAAUUCAAUGUUAAUGUCGAUAUACCGAAUUUUGUUGAAAAGGAAGUUUAUGAUAGAUAUAUUACUGAAAUUGAAGAAGAAGAAGAGGCAAAGAGACAAAAGAAAGUAGAAGAAUUGAAGGAAAUCCAAACUGAAAACAAGGAAGAGAGUGAGAAAAAACAGAGUGAAAAGACACUGGGUGAGAAGACACAGAGUGAAAAUGCAAAGAAGGAAAAGACACAAGAAGGAAAUGAUAAAGGUAAGGAUAAAGAUAAGGACGAAGAGAGGGACAAAGAGAAAGAGAAAGAUGUAGUUGAAGAUGGUAAUAAUGAUGAAAAGGAGAACCGAAAUUCUUGGACAUAUGAGGAGACAAAAUCUUUAUUUGAACUUUGUAGAAAUUUUGAAUUGAAAUGGCCAAUCAUACAUGAUAGAUUCCCAGGAAAACGUACACAAGAAGAACUCAAACAACAUUUUUACAAAUUCAGUUCCAAAAUACUAUCAAAUGAAGAGCAGAAAAACCAAACCCUUAUAGAUUCAUUAAAUUCAUACUCAAAAGAUCGAGAAGUGGAUAGAAAACAAUACUUGGAAAAUUUAUUGCUAAGAACACCUGCAGAAAUAGCGGAGGAAGAGUCAUUAGUCAUUGAGGCUAGAAGAUUCGAAUUAGCUGCAAAAAAGAUGUUAAUGGAAAGAUCAAAUCUAUUGGCUUUGCUUGAUUCCCCACAAUCUACUCAAAACGUAGCUCAAUAUCAAUCAUCUCAAGGUAUAGCAAACUUAUACAACAAUUUAAUGAUUUAUGACAAACAUCAAAAGAAAAAGAAACAACAAGUUAUUCAAGAUCCUGUACCACCACCAAUACCACCUGCAGCAUCGUCAUCAAAUAAAAGAGAUCGUGGUUUCCAAACUCAACUUCAACAAUAUUUAUCAUCACUUUUAAAACAAAAUUAUCAUUCAGCUGCAUCAAUUAGACAAGAAGCUAAUUCAAUUCAUCAAUUACUACAAAAAAAACUCACUCAAAAGGAGGAAGAAGCUUACGGACUUCAUUAUCAUGGUGUUGAAAAAUUGACACCAGGUGUCGCGUUAAGAUCUCAACAAAGAUUACCUGGUUUACAACAAAGACAAUCUGUAUUGAAAUUAGUUAGUUCGUUAUUACAAGAAUUAGAUGUACCAACUGCGGGUGGUACUUCUAUGAAACCAAUUAUGCCAACUCGAAGAACUAUGAGUAAAUAUGACGAACUUUUACGUUCAGUGGUAACAUUGUUAGAUGUGAAGAAGGCUAGAGACAAACUUGAAGCAGAAAUAGGUCUAAUAAAAAGUCAACAUGAGCAGCAAUAA